Messenger RNA from Durio zibethinus, 1908 nucleotides. The record is from RefSeq and is a predicted model, not a curated record. Lineage: Eukaryota; Viridiplantae; Streptophyta; Magnoliopsida; Malvales; Malvaceae.
AAAAUGACCAUAUUGAUCCAUCAAAUAAAAUCUCAACUCAUUCUUAUCCACAGUCUAUACUGAUUGAAACUUGAGGUUGAAAUAUUUCUGUCAGAAUAGAAAGUUGAAAUCUUUGCUGCUGACCCAAACUCAAUAGCAAUGGCGGCUGUUGAAGCAGUAGCAGCACUCUCCUGGUCACGUUGCCCUUCUUCUUCCUCUAAGCCCUUCCUAUGUCCCAAAAUCGCAAUACUCUCUUCCUUAACUUUCCACAUUUCCAAGUCUACCCCUGUGCUUUUCCAUAAUUUCUCCACCUCUCCACGAAUCAGCACCCAAAGGAGGCUAGGUUUGCUACUCUGUUCUACAGUGCAAGAAGUGGGCGUCGAAGCUGAAACAGAGAAAACCCAGAAACCCAAUGUGAAAAGAAAGCUUUUUGUGCUUAAUUUGCCGUGGUCUUUUACGGUUGCUGAUAUCAAAGACCUCUUUGGCCAAUGUGGAAACGUUAAAGACGUUGAGAUUAUAAAGCAAAAAGAUGGGAGAAGCAGGAACUUCGCAUUUGUGACAAUGGCUUCUGGUGAAGAAGCUCAGGCUGCUGUCGAUAAACUCGAUUCUCAUGAAGUGUCAGGGAGAAUAAUUAGGGUAGAGUUUGCGAAGAGAUUCAAUAAACCUUCACCACCUUCUCCACAGCCGAUUGUUCCUUACCGUGAGACACGCCAUAAGCUUUAUGUGUCGAAUCUUGCUUGGAAAGUAAGGUCAAGUCAUAUCAGAGAAUUUUUCUCUGCCUUUAACCCAGUUUCAGCUAAGGUUGUUUUUAGUACUCCUUCAGGACAGUCUGCCGGGUAUGGCUUUGUUUCCUUUGCCACAAAGGAGGAUGCUGAGGCCGCAGUUUCUACUCUAAAUGGGAAGGAAUUGAUGGAUCGGCCACUACGUUUAAAAUUCAGUGAAAGGAAAGAUGAUGAAUCUGGAGGUAAAAAGACAGAGGAAAAGGAGCCUGAUGGCCAAACUGAAGAGUCUUAGAUCUUCACAAAGUUCACUUGGACUUCAUCUUUCCAUCUUUUUGAGAUUAUGGUACAAAUGAGGCUUAAGUCAGAAAGUUUUGUCACCUGCCUAUAGAAGUGGUCUGUAAGUGUUUACAUUCUCUAUAUUUUUCCUUUUCUUUGUGUCUCAAUAAAAUUUUCAUAUAAUUUAUUAUGUAUUACAUGUAUUCAAUUGAUUUGGAUGGGAAUUAUGUUUUAUUGGAUAAUUGUUUAAAGAUAUUCCAUUUUAACACUUUGCUUUGCUAAUCCAUUGGCAUCUACUGGGAGCUAAUGAGAGGGUUGGUUAGAAGAAAGAGUAGGGGUAGGGUUGUUGUGAGGAUAAUUAAUUUUAAGAGCAAUCUGUGGUUACUUAAGAUUAUCUGAAGUUUAUAUAAAUAGCCCUUUGGAAUGUGCAAAAAAGAUGCAAAUAAAGAUUGUAUUGAUCCAAACCCUUUCAAAUAUUAGGUCUUAGGCAGAAAUUCUGUCAUGGUAAAAAGCUAGAUUAUCACUUUCCUUAAUUCCAAAAGACAAGAAGUUUUAAAAUUCAUGACAGCUCAUUCGGGUAUUCAGAAUUUUGUAUCCCUUACGGUUAGAGACUACAUGGAAGUCAUCACAAGCUUCAACAAUUCCACCUCUCUUCCUGUUUCCCUGUCUUUGCUUUGCUUUCCAUGUAAGCCCCUUUGGGCUUUGGCAGCUUUUCAACUCUUUCUUGUCUCUUCAAGAAAUUUGCAUUACAGGAGGAGCCCCUCACAGGCUUAGACUCUGCUCUUGCCUAGCAUUCUUUUGCACAUUUAGCGGCCAAUUGAACUGCAUCAUAUUUUGCUCUUUCGAUUCUAUCCAUAUCUUAUUUGCAUUAUUAGUAAGGUAUUCGUUUUGAUGCUUUCUUUACUAACUCAUUUCUAUGAUCAUAAUAUUU